Molecule: messenger RNA, 1480 nt
Organism: Medicago truncatula (barrel medic)
Lineage: Eukaryota; Viridiplantae; Streptophyta; Magnoliopsida; Fabales; Fabaceae
Product: ATG8-interacting protein 1
Exons: 3
Coding region: 167-1018 (283 amino acids)
Cellular component (GO): intracellular membrane-bounded organelle
Source: RefSeq, a predicted model, not a curated record
UUUAAGAACCUGCUAUAUCCGGUAACAUAUGAAUGAAUAAUCAUUCAACAUCAUCCAUAAUAAUAAUAUAAAAACAACAGUUUCAAUUCAACCUCAUCGAUAUACAAACAUCGCUUCUAAAUUCCACCCACUACGAAGAUCGUGUCUCGUUCAUCUCUGACAAAAGAUGGCAGGAACUGAAGAUGAAGGGGAAAAGUCUUCUCGCAGUAAUGACUGGGAGGUUGUAUCUCUCACAGCAUCAACUUAUGCAGCUGCUCCUGGUCCACGUGAAGUUGAGUUGAAGGAUGAUGACAAGGAAGAUGCAUACGCAAUAAAUGAAGCUGAGACAUCGAACGCUUUGUUCAUGUCUGGUCACUUCGCCUUUCCACCAAGUAAGCAUGAAAACUUGCCAUUGGAAAAGGACUAUAGUGAGAUUCAGAAUGAAUCCGGAGACAAAGGUGUUGCCUUUGAAGAGACUUAUGAAGAAGCAUCCAAGCCUAGUGGAAAGGAUGAAGAAAACUUGACAUUAGAAGGAUUGGAUGUGUCAAAGGAGUUUGAGGAUAUGAAAUAUUAUGAUGAGAAAAUCAACAGAUUAUCUAUUCAUGGAAAACAGUUUGAGGAAGGUACAACUCUACCAGAUUUUGGUUUGACUGAAAAAGAGGAAAGUAUAUAUCAUAGCCCUGCAAAAUACACUUCUUUCCCCAGUGAAACAGACAUUGGUGCUGUGACAGCAUACAAUGAAAACGUAGUUGGGUCUGAAACAACCGAAUCAGCAGAGCAGGAGACAAAGGUAUCUCCUGAUGAUUUAUCACUGUCAAAUAACUCUUCCAAAGAUGACAAACAAAACCCUUCAGGUCUUCCUUGCGGAGCUUGGUGGAAGCGAGGAGUUGCCUCCAUAUAUGCUCAUGCAAAGGAGGCAAAUACAUUAUGGUCCGUUUUCAUUGCAGCAACAGUGAUGGGUUUGGUGAUGCUUGGUCAACGCUGGCGACAGGAAAAAGCUUUACAACUUAAGUGGCAAGUCAGUAUUUCUGAUGAGUGACCGUUUCCACAGGCAAGGAGCAGGAUGCUUUCUCCCAUGAUUCGACUCAAAGAUGUGAUUGUUGGUGGCCACCGCCGUGGCUCCUUGAUCAGAGAAAGCUCCUCCGCUGAAAUUUAAGGUAAAGGUGACUCGGUGAAGGUGACUCCUACCAUUAUGGUAAAAGGCUAAAAGCUAAGAUGAUGACGAAAAGUUGUAUGUCAGAGAGGUUGAGAAUGGGAAAUGUAACGUUUGUGAUGUGCAGGUUUGAUACUAGGAUUGCUUGACCUUUACCAAACUAUGAAUUCCGCUGUUCAAACAUUUUAUAUUGUGAAUUUUCUUGAUAUUUUCUUUGAUUUGCAUUGUAUAGCUAUCGAUGUUAUCCAACUUAUUAUGUAUUCCUGGCAUGUGGAAUUGGCAGUUUAGACACCAAAUAUCAUAUGUAAAUUAAGUUAAUGAAGUGAUUGUUUUGACGACGGAUGUUUA